This is a messenger RNA of Parastagonospora nodorum SN15, 807 nucleotides long. RefSeq lists its product as hypothetical. NCBI's taxonomy places the organism in Eukaryota, Fungi, Ascomycota, Dothideomycetes, Pleosporales, Phaeosphaeriaceae. The transcript is spliced from 3 exons. Gene Ontology annotation, biological process: nucleosome assembly; DNA replication-dependent chromatin assembly; nucleosome disassembly. Gene Ontology annotation, molecular function: histone binding. Gene Ontology annotation, cellular component: nucleus. Bases 1 to 807 code for a protein of 268 amino acids. The record is from RefSeq and is a predicted model, not a curated record.
AUGUCUGUCGUAUCGCUUCUCGGAGUCGAGGUCAAGAACAACCCCGCGCCAUUCGACGCGCCGUACGAGUUCGAGAUCACCUUUGAGUGCCUAGAGCAGCUGCAGAAGGGCAAGAUACCCCAAAACGAGUAUGACCAGGAGCUCGACUCGGUUCUUGUUGGCCCCCUCCCGAUUGGCGUCAACAAGUUCGUCUUCCGCGCCGAUCCCCCGGACCUGUCGCGUAUCCCCAACAGCGAGAUCAUCGGCGUCACUGUCAUCCUGCUGAGCUGCAGCUACGAAGACCGCGAGUUCGUCCGCGUGGGUUACUAUGUCAACAACGAGUACACAGACGAGGCAUUGGCGCUGGAGCCACCUGCUAAGCCUGUCAUCGACAAGGUACAGAGGCAGAUUCUCGCAGAGAAGCCGCGUGUAACUCGCUUUGCCAUCAAGUGGGAUUCCGAGGAGUCUGCCCCGCCUGAGUUCCCACCCGAGCAGCCUGAGGCCGAUCUCAACGCGGACGGUGACCAGUACGGCAUUGAGGAGGAAGAGGAAGAGGAGGAGGAAGCCGAGGCCGCUCCUGUAGAGGGCGAGGAUGCUGCAAUGGCUGGCGGUGAAGACACUGCCGGACCCGCGAACGACGAGGACGCCGAGUCUGAGGCUGGCAGCGAGGAGAUUGACAUUGAGGACUCCGAGGGCGAGGACGAAGAGGAGGAGGGCGAAGGUGAGGACGGCCCCGAGGACGACAUGGAGAUGGAUGAAGGAGAGGGUGCCAACGGCGAGAGCAAAGUACCGCAGCCCGGCGCGAAGGCAGAUGUCAUGGUCCACUGA